This is a messenger RNA of Eufriesea mexicana, 974 nucleotides long. RefSeq names its product DNZDHHC/NEW1 zinc finger protein 11 (gene Dnz1). Gene Ontology annotation, molecular function: palmitoyltransferase activity. The coding region runs from base 115 to 942 and encodes 275 amino acids. The record is from RefSeq and is a predicted model, not a curated record. NCBI's taxonomy places the organism in Eukaryota, Metazoa, Arthropoda, Insecta, Hymenoptera, Apidae. The transcript is spliced from 4 exons.
AUUAAAUUGAAUUCGUGCAAUGUAAAUUCAAUGAAGAGCGAAAUUACAUGAAAUCAUUUUGAUCUAUGACCAUAGCUGAUAUAUUUACUAGUAAAGAAUAUGGAAUAAAUAAAAAUGUUUGUAAAAGACCCUUGUGGGAUUGUGUGUAUCAUAAUUACGUAUGUUGCUCUCUUCUAUGCAGAUUACGUCGUCGUACGUUGGGUUAUUCUGCAUAGUUUACAAGACAGUUUAUGGGGACCCUUUCAUGUUGUGACUUUCAACACCGUUGUAUUAUUAUUGGUAAUGUCACAUUUGAAGGCAAUCUGCAGUGAUCCUGGUGUUGUACCACUACUUCAAAGUCGUAUGGAUUUUUCUGAUAUUCAUACAGAUAAUACAGAAACAAAAAUUGAAUGUGAUGAAAGAGACAGAUGGACUGUUUGUACUAGAUGUGAAACAUAUAGGCCUCCUAAAGCAUAUCACUGUAGAAUUUGUAAACGAUGUGUUAGGAAAAUGGAUCAUCACUGUCCAUGGAUAAACAACUGUGUUGGAGAACGAAACCAAAUGUAUUUUAUUCAAUUCCUGGUCUAUGUUGGAAUAUUGGCCCUGUAUGCAUUAGGUUUGGUGAUAACCUCAUGGAUUUUAGAAUGUUCCAUAUGCAGUAAUGACAUAGCUGUCAAACAGAGUCGCAUCUUACACUGCGUUAUAUUGGUAUUGGAAUCAGCACUGUUUGGCAUGUUUGUCAUCAUAAUGCUGGUAGACCAAUUUCAAGGUAUCCUGGAAGAAGAAAACAUAAUGGAACAUAUGCAGAAUAAUCACCAUUAUAAAAGAAACAGUUCACGUACUUUGGUAUUACUUUCUCAGGUUUGUGGUAAGAGUCAUCCAAUUUUAUGGAUGUUUCCUUGCCAAAACCCACCACGUUAUACUUUCCGAAAAGAUGCGUACCUGAUAGAUCAUGAAGUUUAAAUGAAUACUUGAUCACAUAUUGAGGAGUGAAU